Striga hermonthica is the source of this 1107-nucleotide messenger RNA. The record is from the annotation of a GenBank genome assembly. Lineage: Eukaryota; Viridiplantae; Streptophyta; Magnoliopsida; Lamiales; Orobanchaceae.
AUGACAACCUCCAUUUUACUCUCCAACCCUCUUUCCCCACACCUCCAUCUUCUCAAAUCCGAGUUUCCUCCUCGCACUCUCUCCAAACUUCCUCCUUUCCGCCUCAAAACCGCCGUUAACCGGCGCGGGUCGGUCGAAGUCCGCUUGCAGAAUGGCCCUCCAAAAUUGCUCAAAUUCUUAUCGGCCCCAAAAGUUGCAGAAACAGAACCCCAAGCAGCUGAGGACCCGCCGCCGCUAGUUGGGGAGGAUUCUGCCCAAUUCGUCCUGUCCCAACAGAAGAUAUCCUCCUGGAUUUAUUUCUCUGUGAUUUUGGGGGUUGUGCUUUAUGUACUCGACGUCGCCUGGAUCGAUAACUCUAGUGGCUUUGGUAAAGACUUCAUCGAUGCACUCUCCGCCUUUUCCGGCAGUCCGGAGGUUGUCAUGUUACUUCUUACCCUGAUUUUUGCUGUGGUCCAUAGUGGCUUAGCUAGUCUUAGGGACACAGGUGAGAAAGUCAUUGGCGAAAGAGCUUUCCGUGUAUUAUUUGCUGGGGUAUCUCUUCCAUUAGCUGUUAGUACUGUUGUUUACUUCAUCAACCACAGAUACGAUGGUGUGCAGCUGUGGCAACUUCAGGGUGUCCCUGGAUUGCAUGAAUUUAUCUGGUUUGCCAACUUUAUUUCCUUCCUUUUCCUUUAUCCAUCGACUUUCAAUUUGUUAGAGGUUGCAGCAGUUGACAAGCCCAAAAUGCAUCUCUGGGAAACUGGAAUAAUGAGAAUUACCAGGCACCCACAGAUGGUGGGACAAGUGAUUUGGUGCUUGGCUCACACAGUUUGGAUUGGGAACUCAGUGGCCGUAGCAGCUUCUUUGGGUUUGAUCGGACACCAUCUAUUUGGCGUAUGGAAUGGAGACCGAAGGUUAGGCAUUAGAUAUGGCGAGGCAUUUGAAGUUGUAAAGAGGAGAACAAGUGUGGUCCCAUUUGCUGCUAUUCUUGAUGGCCGCCAGAAGCUUCCAAAGAGUUACCAUAAAGAGUUUUUGCGUUUGCCAUAUUUAUCAAUUACGGCAUUGACGCUAGGCACAUACUUUGCGCACCCACUUAUGCAGGCAGCCAGUUCUCGGCUACAUUGGUAG